This is a messenger RNA of Homo sapiens (human), 11404 nucleotides long. It is a transcript of the gene ABAT, whose product is annotated as 4-aminobutyrate aminotransferase. Gene Ontology annotation, cellular component: mitochondrial matrix. Bases 6762 to 8264 code for a protein of 500 amino acids. Gene Ontology annotation, molecular function: 4-aminobutyrate:2-oxoglutarate transaminase activity; pyridoxal phosphate binding; (S)-3-amino-2-methylpropionate:2-oxoglutarate transaminase activity. The record is from RefSeq and is a predicted model, not a curated record. The transcript is spliced from 17 exons. Gene Ontology annotation, biological process: positive regulation of insulin secretion; response to xenobiotic stimulus; nervous system process. Lineage: Eukaryota; Metazoa; Chordata; Mammalia; Primates; Hominidae.
UUGCAUCCUGUUUCUGUCUGAAAACCCUUGUCUUUCUGAAUCCAUCUUUCAGUCUCUCACAUUCUGUCUUUCCCCUCCUCCUUCACCUUCCCUCCGUCCCUCUCCCUUGCGCACUUGCCGGGUACCAGCUGAGUGCAUCCUUUUCCCAAACCUGCUCUGCUUCCAAGGGGCCCUUUUCUGUCUCCUCCACCUGUCCCCAUGUUUUGGGGACUGCCUGGAAAUCCGGGACACCCUCCUGAGGAGGGAGCUGGUGCCCAACGGCACCUCUUAGGAUGAACCCAGCCAGCUGCGUUCCUGGCCUCUGCAGAAUGGCAUACAGAAGGCAUUUUAAGCAAGCGAGCUGAGCUCGCCGCAGGACUCCGACUACCAGGCACCGGCAAGAUGUGGGAAUCCUGAAAGGUUGGCGCUGAAGAUCCUGCAGUUGGUGUGUGCAAGCUGGCAGCCAGGCCGCUGCCGGAGGAAGGGGGUCCUCUGUGCUUUGCAUGUCCCUGGGUAUUUGGGAAACUUGGCAGCCGGUUGCUCUAAGUGAACCCUGACUCUGGAGUAGGCACUGGGCACCCUGGCGGAGAGGACAGAGCCGGAGACAAGGACUGGCCUCAGGGAGUUUCCAGUUCAAAUAGGAACAGACCCGAUCACACGCGAUACGCUCACCCUCAGACACAUUGCUGCUGCCUGCAUUUCCUCCGGGCUGCCAUCCCCCUUCCCCUACCCUGGCCUCUGUCUGCCACGACUGCCCUUGUCUACCUGCCAAGCUCUAAUUAUCGUUAAACAUCCCGUCACUGCUUCCCGGAAAUCUUUAACUUCCACCCAAGAACAGCUAACACUAUACGCCCUCCUCUACCUGCAGAAAUCACUUGGACCCUCUGACAUCACAUGUCCAACCGACCUCUUUCUCCACAUUUGCCCGUGAGCUGCACUUCAUUUUGCAAGGACAUAAAGAAGACUAUUCACGCAACUACAUGCAAAAUGACUGGCUGGGAUUCCUAAAACGCCAAUGUCUUUUAAAAGGCAAAAGGGCUGAGAAAUGGUUCCAGGUUAAAAGAGAUUAAAGAGCCAUGAGCCCAAAUGCAAUGUUUGAUCCUAGGAUGAAGCCUGGAUCAGGGGAACAGAAAACACUUGUGGGCUGGGCUCAGUGGCUCAUACCUGUAAUCCCAGUGCUUUGGGAGUCCGAGGGAGGAGGAUCACUUGAAGUCAAGAGUUAGAGACUAGCCUCAGGAAUAUAGGGAGACCCCAUCUCUACAAAAAAUAAAUAUAAAAAUAAACUAACCAGACAUAGUGGUGUGUGCCUGUGAUCCCAGCUACUCAGGAGGCUGAGGCAAGAGGAUCACCUGAGCCCAAGAGUUCGAGGCUGCAGUGAGCCAUGAGCCAUGAUCAUGCCACUGCACUCCAGCCUAGGUGAUAGAGCGAGACCCUGUCUCUAAAAAAAAAAAAAAAAAAAAAAACAAUUAAAGAAGUUUUAGGGAUAAGUGGGAAUAUCUGAAUAUAGAUUGUAUGUUAGAUAAUAGUAUUUAUAGUAUUUUUAUGUCAUGAAUAUGCCAAUAAUAAAUAAAUUAAAAAAAGAUAAUAGUAUUUUAUUAAUGGUACCUUCAUGAGAGUGACUUUGUAUCUCAGAUCAUUUGUACUGAGGUUAUGUAAGAGAACAUUCUUGUUCUUAGAAGAUACAGGCUGAAGGAUUCAAGGAUGAAAUAUCACAAUGUCCACAACUAACUCAAAUAAUUCAGAAGACAGAUAAUAGAGUGGGCACGAGUGUGGCAAAAUGUUAACAGUUUCGAGGAUUACAAGCGGCUGUGGAACUAUGUUCAUAACUUUUAUGUGGGUCUGAAGAUUUUCCAGUGCCCAGGCUGGGCACUCUGCUUAGCUUUGCGCGUGGAUUAUCUCAUUUCAUCCUCAGAGCAGCUUGGGGAUGGGAGAGCUCUAUCACACCCAUUUUCCAGUGGAGAAAACAGAGGCACAGCUAGUUGUAAGCCCAGGCCACAUUAUGCCCCCACCCCCUGUUUUGUGAAAUUUAGUACUAAAGAUACUACAUGGCUGUGUGAUGUCGGGCAAAUCACUUAACCUCUCUGUGAUCUGUUUCCUUUUUUCUUUUUUUUGCUACGAGUGGAUAAUUAUAAUAUCAGAAGGUUGUUCUGAUGGGUAUUAUGAUAUAUAAAGAACUUAGAACAGGGUUUGGCCUAAAGUAAGCGCUGAGCAAGUGUCUGCUGUUGCUGCUGCUAAUUGUAUUUGUUGCUGCAGUCGUGAUCCCAGCACCCUCACCUUGGCCAGUGAUGGGGAAACCUGAAGGGUGUUUUUUCUUCUGUACCCAGGGCGUGCUUCAUGGGUUUGUGAUCUAUAUGGUCACACAGGGUCCCGUGUUCAGAAGAUCCCCCCAUGUCACUGACUUGCAAUUCGUAACCAUUUUCUCACAAGGGGCCUCGAAUAUUUAUUUUAUGCACUGGGUCCCACACAUCAUGUAGCCAGCCCUGUCUGCUCUCCCUUUUUAUUGGAUCCCGUUGAGAGCCUCUCCUAGACUAAACUACUUGUGCCUACGUCAUUGCAGCAGACAGGCCCAGGCAGGCCGUGGCAUUUCAGCAGGUCAGAUUGUAUGUUCCUGUGACCACACUCCAAUUCUGAUGCAAUGCGUCAGCCCGCACAGGCCAGUACAGUAGCCGUUCAUCACAUCUGGUCAUUGAGCAUCUGAGACGUGGCUAUUCUAAACUGUGAUGUGCUGUGAGUGUGAAAUUCACACCAGAUUUUGAAGACUUAGCACACAUCCGAAAAAGAAAUGCAAAAUAUCUUAUUAAUAACUAUAUUGAUGGCCGGGCACGGUAGCUCGCGUCUGUAAUCCCAGCACUUUGGGAGGCCAAGGCGGGUGGAUCACUUGAGGUCAGGAGUUUGAGACCAGCCUGACCAACAUGGUGAAACUUUGUCUCUACUAAAAAUACAAAAAUUAGCCAGGAGUGAUGGCACACACCUGUCAUCCCAGCUACUCGGGAGGCUGAGGCAGGAGAAUCGCUUGAACCUGGGAGGCGAAGGUUGCAGUGAGCCGAGAUUGUGCCACUGCACUUCAGCCUGGGCAACAAGAGCAAAACUCCAUCUCAAAAGUAAUAAUAAUAACUAUAUUGAUUAUGUAUCAAAAUUAUUACAUUUUAGAUACAAUGGGUUAAAUAAGAUACAUGAAAAAAAUUGGUUUCAGCUGUUUUUGCUUUUUUCAUAUGGCUACCAGAAAAUGUAAAAUUACCUAUGUGGUUUGCAUUGAAAGCUUGUGUUAUAUUUCUUUUGGGCAGUACUGUCUUAGAGCAUACUACCUGUGCCUUCAUUGUGACUCCAAACCAAACCAGACCAGCAGGUGACAGUGCAGUGAAUUGAUUUCUAAGUUACAUUAAUACACACUGGCCCUGGUGCUGUAGCUUAGACCAGAGUCUCCCAAUCAAUCCAUCAGGCACCUCUUUCUGUUCCUUCUUUUCUGUUCCUUUCUCUCUUAAGAUAGUCCAAGACACUGAUUUUUAUACCCAGUGAGUUUGUCAAGUAGCCUAAAGAUAUUUUUGAGGCAACGUAUUGGGUAAAAAGAAACUGAAGUUGGAAUCAGAAGGACUAAUUUAAGAAUUAAAUUAAAAUCCCAAAUCACCUCUUUUUUUUUUUCUUUUAGAGAUGGGGUCUCGCUCUGUCACCCAGGCUGAUCUCAAUCUCCUGGGCUCAAGCGAUCCUCUCACCUUGGCCUCCCAACAUGCUGGGAUUACACAUCAGGUCCCAGGUCACCUCUUCUCCAUGAGGUGAGCUUGGGCAUGUUAUUUCUCUGUGCAAGGAAACAGAACAGCACUAGCUUUAAAGCCUCACAGACCCGAGUUUGAAGACUGGCUCUGCCGUUGACAAGCUGUGUGACACAGGAUAAGCCACAACCCUCUCUGAACCUCAGUCUCAUCCUCAGUCUCAUAGCGCUGAUGAUGCAUACUGUGUAAUACUGUUGCAAGAAUGGAAUAAGAUGAAGCAGAACAAAUGUCCAACCCAGCAACUGGCACAUGGCAGGUGUGCGCUUAAUCCCUGCAUUCUUAGUGGGAUCAGUAUUCCCAAGAGAGUGAACAUUUAUGGGAAAGAAAAGAAAUCUUACUCUUUAUGAAUAAAGUACAGAUAUAAAAUACAAUACAUAAGCAGAUGUACAAUUUAUCUGUGGAAUUAAAAUUUCAUGGGGUAUGUAGCUAAUAAAGAAUCUUUAGGGGAAUGGCAAUGAAAAAAAGUUUGAGAAACAUUGCAUUAAUCUGACGGAUGGGACUCAGAGGUUGCUUUUCAGUUCAGUUCCUGUAGUUGUCAGAGUAUAGGGCUGAAACUCCAUGAUUGAAUUCAACAAGUGUUUUUGAGCACCUACAAUAGCCAGACACCGUUCUGGACCCUGGAAAUGGAGGGCACCCUCCAGGUACAUGCUUCCCAGAGCUGGUCUCUGAGGUCCCCUGAGCCAGCCCCUGCCUCUGGGAAGAUGACCCCUAAAUGGCAGCCUCAGUCAGGGGGCAGGGUUUUAGAGAACAACAGGAAUAGAAGUAUUUGCCUCCCAGGAGUAGAUAAGACGGUGUAUGUGAAACCUUGACACGAUUGGCAUUCAUUCGUAAAAUCAGAGCAGAUACCUGCACACACAGGCAUAAAUGAAAGAUACUUUGAAUUACAGAAAAGUUAAGGUCUUUGCAAGUGCAUGUAGGAAUGCUGCCAGGCACACAGCGUGACUCCAGCCACCAACAAAGUGUUUCCAAGUCUGGAGCUGUGUGGUCCUUGAAGGAAAUAUAAAUGUUUCACUUGUUAUACGCUGUGAUUUUUGCGUACUUAGCGGUUUCUGGAGUCCGUGAAAGUGGUUUGUUUUCUCUGAACGGGAAGUGCGUUUCCUCCAAUCACACCGACCUGAUUUGUUUGUUGCUUGUUGGGCCUCCCCACGGGAACACGAGAUCCCACAGAACACAGCAGGACGUGUCCUUGUUUACUGAGGAAUCUCUGGGGCUCGGCACAGGUGUGCAGAAAGCAUUUAUUGAACUGAACAAACAGAUUUUACAAGCCGGACCUUCUGUGGCGUUGGCCCGGGUAGCUACUUCAGCAUGGGUCCAAGCAUCCUUUCUAAGCCAAUUCCAUUCUUUCACUCCUCCUCCCUUGUAGGAUCAGAAAUCCAAAGCUAGCUUAUCCUUUUGCAGAUGUUUCUUUCCAUAUUAUUUCCUACCUCCAGAACAAAGGCUAUCUGUGUCUCACAUUCGGAGGCUUGGAUGUGAAGCCCUGUCUGUUCAUUUUUCUCUCCAGUUUUUUCACAGGCUGGGUAACUACCUGCCUGCUAGCAACGAUGUGUUCGUUCUCCCUGGAUUCCUGAUUGAGGUGGGCAGAGAGGACUCUGAGACAGGAGCAUGAGGAUGAGGCAGAUCAGCUUCUUUCUCAUGAAAUCUGGAUGUUGAGGCUGGUAGCAGGACCACCGCAUGUGCCAAUAGUCUUUAGCAGCUCAUCAGGCCAUAGAAGAAGUGCCUUUACUAACUUCAAGUCCAGCCUGGGAAACGUAGUGAGACCUUGUCUCUCCCUGUCUAAAAAAAGAAGAAGAAAGAAGGAGGAGGAGGAGGAGAAGGAGAAGGAAAAAAAGAAGUUGUUCACAAUUUUUGUUUACUCGUUUACUUAUUUUUGAGAUGGAGUUUCACUCUUGUCGCCAGGUUGGAGAGCAGUGGCACGACCUCUACUCACUGCAACAUUCGGUUCUCAGGUUUAAGCAAUUCUCCUGCCUCAGCCUCCCAAGUAGCUGGAACUACAGGCACCUGCCACCACGCCCAGCUGAUUUCUGUAUUUUUUUGUAGAGUUGGGACUUCACCAUUUUAGCCAGGCUGGUCUCGAACUUUUGACCUCAGGUGAUCUGCCUGCCUCGGCCUCCCAAAGUGCUAGGAUUACAGGCGUGAGCCAUCGCGCCCAGCCAAAAUGCACAAUUUUAAAGAGCUCUUUGGAAACAGAAAAUGGCCUGCAACAGGCAUCUCUUCCACAUCCUAUGUACUUUCUUCAAUUGACCCUAAGCCAGUUGAGUGCCUCCUGACCCCACAAAUAGAUUUCAUUCUUCCCAUUUUACAGAUGCAGAAACUAAGGCACUGAUGAGUUCAGCAACUUGCCUAGGUAAUAUAUAUGGCCCAGCCACACUUUAGACCCAAUUUCUGGCUCUUGUUACUUUCCCCACAUCAUUCUCAGUCUUUCUUAGGAAUGGACAUUUGCCUGUUUCCAAGAACAGUAUUUCUGUCUCCCUAUACAAGUCACUGAUAAUUUUAUGAUGCCCAAGAGGCAGGUGAUAGGAAGUCAUGCCUGCAGGGAGAGAGGGCUGGGGCCCAUGCGGAGGGGAAAGUCAGAAGAGGCUGUUGCAGCUGAAGUCGGAGGAGAAAAGUGGAUGUGAGAUAAAGCCUCUGUCCCUGUGCCACUGCCCCUGAAUGGGGCCCUGUUAACCCCAUCUGCACAGGCCCACGGCUCCGGCUUUAUGGGUUGCUAUGGCAACCCCUGGCCUUGACAACUGAAGUGCACUUGGCUGAGUGUGUCUUUGUGUCCCUUUGAGUCUGCAGAGAAGCCAGCAGCUGGGGCUGCAGACGGGAAAGGAAUGUCCUCAGCGUCUGCCAGCACUUUUGUCUUGGUCCCAACGGCUGAUAGGAAAAUGAGAGGCAGGGUCUUUUCUAGAGAGAUCUGGGGGGUCCAUUUCUAGCCGAUGAUGCAUGCAAAGAGUUCGUGUUCACAGGACCUGGGAAGCAGCGGAGUAGAAAGGGUGGCAGCACGCAAAGGGUGUCCCUGUCCCUCAAGGGGUCAUGGCCUCCAUGUUGCUCGCCCAGCGCCUGGCCUGCAGCUUCCAGCACAGCUACCGCCUGCUGGUGCCUGGAUCCAGACACAUUAGUCAAGCUGCAGCCAAAGUCGACGUUGAAUUUGAUUAUGAUGGGCCUCUGAUGAAGACGGAAGUCCCAGGGCCUAGAUCUCAGGAGUUAAUGAAACAGCUGAAUAUAAUUCAGAAUGCAGAGGCUGUGCAUUUUUUCUGCAAUUACGAAGAGAGCCGAGGCAAUUACCUGGUUGAUGUGGACGGCAACCGAAUGCUGGAUCUUUAUUCCCAGAUCUCCUCUGUCCCCAUAGGUUACAGCCACCCCGCCCUGCUGAAACUCAUCCAACAGCCUCAAAAUGCGAGCAUGUUUGUCAACAGACCCGCCCUCGGAAUCCUGCCUCCGGAGAACUUUGUGGAGAAGCUCCGGCAGUCCUUGCUCUCGGUGGCUCCCAAAGGGAUGUCCCAGCUCAUCACCAUGGCCUGCGGCUCCUGCUCCAAUGAAAACGCCUUAAAGACCAUCUUCAUGUGGUACCGGAGCAAGGAAAGAGGGCAGAGGGGCUUCUCCCAGGAGGAGCUGGAGACGUGCAUGAUUAACCAGGCCCCUGGCUGCCCCGACUACAGCAUCCUCUCCUUCAUGGGCGCGUUCCAUGGGAGGACCAUGGGUUGCUUAGCGACCACGCACUCUAAAGCCAUUCACAAGAUCGACAUCCCUUCCUUUGACUGGCCCAUCGCACCGUUCCCACGGCUGAAAUACCCUCUGGAAGAGUUUGUGAAAGAGAACCAACAGGAGGAGGCCCGCUGUCUGGAAGAGGUGGAGGAUCUGAUUGUGAAAUAUCGGAAAAAGAAGAAGACGGUGGCCGGGAUCAUCGUGGAGCCCAUCCAGUCCGAGGGUGGAGACAACCACGCAUCCGAUGACUUCUUUCGGAAGCUGAGAGACAUCGCCAGGAAGCAUGGCUGCGCCUUCUUGGUGGACGAGGUCCAGACCGGAGGAGGCUGCACGGGCAAGUUCUGGGCCCAUGAGCACUGGGGCCUGGAUGACCCAGCAGACGUGAUGACCUUCAGCAAGAAGAUGAUGACUGGGGGCUUCUUCCACAAGGAGGAGUUCAGGCCUAAUGCUCCCUACCGGAUCUUCAACACCUGGCUGGGGGACCCGUCCAAGAACCUGUUGCUGGCUGAGGUCAUCAACAUCAUCAAGCGGGAGGACCUGCUAAAUAAUGCAGCCCAUGCCGGGAAGGCCCUGCUCACAGGACUGCUGGACCUCCAGGCCCGGUACCCCCAGUUCAUCAGCAGGGUGAGAGGACGAGGCACCUUUUGCUCCUUCGAUACUCCCGAUGAUUCCAUACGGAAUAAGCUCAUUUUAAUUGCCAGAAACAAAGGUGUGGUGUUGGGUGGCUGUGGUGACAAAUCCAUUCGUUUCCGUCCCACGCUGGUCUUCAGGGAUCACCACGCUCACCUGUUCCUCAAUAUUUUCAGUGACAUCUUAGCAGACUUCAAGUAAAGAAGCCAUUUCCACUACAGUGAGAAAGCCCGGAUCCCAACAGUUGUCAAAUUGAUUAGUUUGCCUAAUUCAUGUUUUCACUUAAAAGUAUCAGAGGUGAAUGCACAGUGAAGGGUGAUUUGUGGGGAGGGAGCAUUUUUGGUGGUCUUGGGGGAGGGGAGGGGAGGGAAGGGCUGGUGUUGAUUUUCCUCCCUGCAGAGCCAAUGGUGCACAUUGGUUUAAGCCCAGAGAUCCUGCUUGAGCCCUGGACUCAUCUUGGGAAGGGCCAUGGGAGGUCCUGGCUAGAGUUCUGCCCAACCUUGACCAACCCCAGCAAUUUUUCCAAAAGCCAGUCAAGGGCAUUACAUUUGUUCCUGGGACUGGCAGCUGGGCCUCCUGGGUGCCAGUCCAUCUCAAGUGCCAUAUUCUGUGAUCACGGAUGUUGGCUCCCCCUCGCCCUAUGCAAGCAAACACACUCUCACCUCCUCUCCCAGCCUCCCGGAGCUCUGAGCACGCCCCACGCAUGGUGCAGGAGGGACUGGACAGAUCUGAGGAAGGCCGUAAAAUGGGGACAGGAGGAUUCAGCUCAGGAGUAAGGGAAGAGGUCCUCUGGCCCCCUGAAGAUGAGAAUCACCCCUCUCAGUGCACCUGGGGAUCCCCCUAAACUGUGAAUUCUGCCCUGGACAGGGCUUUGCCCUUGGAGGAUCCCCAGGUGGCCUUACCCGUGAUUCUUACUCGGCAUCCUCCAUUCCCCAAACUCCCUCCUCCCUGUUAAAUGUCAACCUAGACCUGGACCUGGGUGGGAGGAAACUGUAGCCUGAGUGUCCACAGGGACACACGUGAGCCACAGGGCUAGAAGCACAGGCCCGUCACCCCAGGAGGAAAAGCCCAGGGUCUGGGGCAGCAGAGCCAUCGCAUCAUGUUUCCCAGGGCAACUUGAGGUCUGACUUUUGGCUCCCUCGCCCUAAGAGGCUCUUCCUCUCUUUUGCUCAUCCACCUUCACACCACUUGUGAGCUGACCCCCAGGAACAGCUUGGCUGUUCCACCAGAGCAGAGGGAAUCAUUGCUGGACUGGAUUUCUUCUGGAGGGAAGCACCAUGAAUUAAAGGUGCCAGAGCUCCAUGCAUGGAAAAGUGGCCUGUUGGUUCAACGUGGUUUCCUUGUACUUGAUCCUCCUGAAAUGAGAGAUUUUCCUGAGAUGACUGAGUAUGGAGAUUACCAGGCAGAUGAUACCGAAAUGCUUAAAGGGGCUGUGGCUGAGGCUGUAGCAUCUCUGCUGGAGGUGAGACACUCUGGGAACUGAUUUGACCUCGAAUGCUCCUAAAAGAGAACUUGAUAGCCUGACAGCAGAGAAGUAUUAUUUGGUGGGGAGUCUGAGAAAGCCUGGCUUGUAUUAUCUGUCCAAAAGGAAGCCUCUUCAUCUCCCGGUGCCUUGGUUGACUAUUUUGGAAAUAGGCAUAUCAAGGUUCCUGAUUCAGCACUUUGCUCUUUUAAUAACAAAUCGUCCAAAGAUCUCAAAGUAAGGGUUUUUUUUUUUAGCUUCCACUCUUCCGCAGACUUGGUCAUCGACCUAUUUUUGUUGAAGAAUGAAAGGCAAUGACAAGUUUAACAUAUACAAAUUCGUGAAUUCUUGUUCAUUUUGCAUUCCUGCAGUCAGUGCUAAUCCGUCGUUCUUAAUCAGGAGUUCUGCCAGGUUUAAGGUCACCUGCACUCCCAGCCAAGUGGUGAUGUAUGCCUCCCACUCUCUGCAAGGUUUUCCUCAUUUUUAUAUUCAUUUAUUCAUCAUUCAUUCAUUCACCUAACUUUCAUUAAAUAGCUGCACCAUCCCAGGCCCUGUGCGGAGCAUCGGGAAUACAAAGAUGAGAUAAAACAUUGUCCCUGCCCCCGGGGGCUCACAUGCCACUGGAAACAACAGACUCUUAAACUAACAAUUCAAGCAGGCGCCAAGUGCUAUGACAGAGGUGUGAAUAAAAGCAUCAGGAAAUCGGAUGGAGAACCACCAUUCACCCAAGGGUCAGAGGAGGUUUCAAAGAAAAGGUGUCAUUGGAGCAGUGUUUUGCAGAAUGAGCCAGAGUUCACCAAGCAGGCAAGGCAAGGAAGGGUGUUGCAGAGAGGGAACAGCAUAUGCAAAGGCGUAUCAGUUCAUGGCAUCACAUCUUUCACUGGGGAAGCCAGUUUCCACAGGCAGCAUCCCAAGGUUCAAUAAGGCCUUAUUUAACAAGCAAGCAAAAUGCAAACCAAACCAUUAUUCAUUUAUUGGCUUAAGUAUGCUUUCUCCUGAAAACUUUAGCAUUGGGUGCAAAUAUUCAGUAUGGUUCUCGGAGUCCAAAGGGUUUUAAGCCAGGGCACAACCAGAAAAGUGGCUCUCUUUGGUAGGGAGAGGGGCUCCAAUAUUUCGUUCUCUCCCCAUGGGGCACUGACAGAGAAAUGAAAUAGUUUUAUCUGGAAAAUUCCAGAGCUAUUAUUUACUCCUUACCAAGGGAAGUUACUUCUUGUAAAAACUUUUAAGCCAUUUAUCAACAAGUUCUUGUUGACUCAGGGCAUAAUGAGUUCCUGAGACAUGCUCUUUUGGGGGCUGGGGCUUUAGCUAGAAGAAUUUCAAGGAAAAGAAUUCUCAGCAGAGCUCAAGAUUGUAGAAACUCAGCAGAAGCUGGUAAAAACAUGGGGAGCCCGGAGGACAGGCUGCUGUCCAGGGCAGAGGCCAUGAAGAAGUGCUUCCGUGGCCGACAGUCUGGAAAUGAAUCCAUCAUACAUUAGUGCCAUAGAGUUUAGUAACCGUCCAGCAAGUGUCAUCACUUUUACAGAAAACAAGGUCCAGUAAUAGCAAGUCUUAGUACAUCCUCACUUUUAUUAUAAAUGGGUGUUUUUUCAUAAUUUUUACUGACGCUCAGUAACCAUGCAAAAUUGUGUAUAGCAUUAAUGUAUCUACAUACCUACACCUAUCUAUAUAUAAGCUCAUGGUAGAAAACCAUAGCUAAGUAGCAUCGCAGACUUAAGCGUACAAAGUGAUCUUGUUCACAAGUAAUCUGUUGACAGUGCCAAUAAAUGAUAAAAAAAAAAUUAACAUGUCACAAUGUAACGGAUGACCAUAUGCACAAUUCCAUGAAUUAAAUCUGUUUCCUGUGUUAGUCAGUAUUCUUAAAUAAAAUUUAUAAUUGAAA